AUGGGUCAACCCAAGUGGCGCGCCUGUCUCAAAUCACGAUUCAGGAGAAGAAAAAGAAGCAAACACAAAGGUUUGCUUGGAAACGACACUUCCCAACCAUCAGCAUCAACUCCCGUCAAGAAAUCAAACCAGUCCUUUGGCGAAGCAGGAAAGGAAGUGGAGAGCUCACAAUCUGAUCGCCAUAGCUCCAAAGAUGAACCCGGUGAAAUCGAGUCCAAGGGACAGAGCGAUCCUAUCUUUACCCUUAUUGAUGAACAGGAAAUACCAGAUGUAGAAGACAUUUGGGAAGAGGCCUACGGUCGCAUACGCAGCAAGGGCUUGGAGAGACUUGUGAUGGAAUAUGAGAAAUUGGUCCGCUCAAAACUCCCGUCGGCUACAACGGACUCUGACGCUGGCGACGUCGACAACAAUCACAUGCCUCUAACACGUCAAAUUGCCGCUCUAGACGGGGAAAGUCGCCAGAAAUUGAUGAUGGAAUUGGUCAAGGAAAGCAGCGAUAACGCAGCAGAUAUCAAAGCAUUUGACACCUUCUCCAAAGUGUUCAACUCGACCAAAGACGGAAUCUCGAGCGUGCUUACUGUUUACCCACCUGCCUCUAUUGCCUGGACGGGGAUCAAUGCGAAUCAUAAUGGCCUCCUCUACAUCAUUGCGAAACUUCCAUGGUAUGCCCACUUGGUUGAGCUUCUGAAAUCCGAAAUCUGGCAGUCUCCCCAGCAGUUCCGGCAGUUCAAGAUCCCUCUCAGAGAGGCAAUCAUAGAGCUAUACAGGCUCAUUAUUGAAUUUCAACUCUUGACUCUGCGAGAAUGCCAUCACAAGUUCAGAACUCUCUCCAAGACUUUUGUGGGGCUGGGCUCAUCCUGGGAGGAUAGACUGAAGGAUAUCCAGGAAGCUGAAAGCGAGGUGCAAAAGUACAUGAAGAUCGAUUUUCGCACACAAGUAUUGGACGUACUCAAAAGCAUCAGAUCUACCUCAGUACAAAUGCAGGAUGGCUUGGCAUCAGAACUCAACAGACAAUUUGCAGUCAGGCAACAGUCGAAGCUUAUCGCGAAGUUUAGGCUCGACCAAGCCCAUCUCAAUAUCGAUGCGUAUCAUGCCUACUACGAGGCUAUCAGUCAUCCUUUGCCUGGGACAACCGAAGGUUUCCGUGGCCAUAGAAUCUAUCAAGAAUGGGAAUCCGGAUCGACUCAUUCUCUGCUUGUGGUGGCCAACCCCGGUACUGGAAAAUCGGUGCUGGCCAAAUCUCUCCACGAAACGUUAUCAAAGCCAGGUGGACCUGCAGUUUGUUCAUUCUUCUUCAAAGAUCGCGGUGGUCAGCAAAAUAACAUGAAUAUUGCUCUUUGUCACAUUAUGUAUCAAUUAUUUCAGAAUCGUCCGGACUGGAUUGUCCAUGUGGCAGAAGAUAUUCUCAACAAAGACCCGGGCGACAUACGAUCGAAUUUCCGUCUUCUAUGGGGGCUUCUUCAUAAAGUGCUCCUGAAGGCUGAACCGAAUAGUAUCGUUAUCCUUCUUGAUGCCUUAGAUGAGUGUGAGCCUGGUUCAAGGGAGAAAUUGUUUCAGCACUUGCAUGGUUUCAAUAUCCCCGCUAUGAAGCUCUUCUGCACUGCCCGUCCACUAAGUGACAUUAUUGACGACUUCGGCCCUGUGAUGAAUGCUAUUUUGGACCUCGAUCAGGAUAAGCAAUGUCAGGAGUUUCUUUCGAGGGAUAUCCAGUCUGUUGGGAGUCAACGUCUGGAGAAGUUCAUCCAGAAACGGAAGAUCGGAGAUGAGUCCGUUUGUCUUCAACUUCGAGAAAGGCUCAGAAAACGCAUUGAAGGGGAUCAAACGUAUCUAUUCGUCAACUUGCUUUUUGAUGUUCUGGAUAAGAAGAAGCUGGGCAUGACAAGCUCGGUGAGGGCUUGGAUCAAAGAUUUCGAGAAUAUCCCAGAAUCGGUUUAUGCUGCCUACACUGAGCUACUGAACGCGAUAGAUGAAGAAGAUCGUGACGCAGUGAGAGCUAUGCUUGCGAUUGUCCUGGCCGCGCAGAGGCCUUUAACUGUCGAGGAAAUGGAAAUAGCCUUAAAGGUUGGUAUGGAUGACGAGGCUUUUGAGAGUGGAGAUGAGUUCAACCCACUUUUAUUCAAAGCAGACAUUUUGGAGCGAUGUCACUUCUUACUGGUGACAUAUAAUGACCGUAUCUACUUCAUUCAUCAAACCGUUAAGGACUAUCUUCUACCAGAACAGGAGGGCCAAGAGAGCCCGAAGCAGGAUAAAAGACCCGCCUGGCUACAAUCGAUCAGCACUGUGUCCUGCCAUGAGACGAUACUCAACAGUUGCAUGCGUUAUAUCUCCGCCCCAUUUAAUCAGCGACCGGAGAUAAAGUCUGUUGGGGAUUUCUUCCACCUUCCUCUCUAUGACCAGCUCGAGCAUCAACAAUGGUAUUGGGACACAUUUCCGCUUGGGGAAUAUGCGUUUUGUCAGUGGCUUUUUCAUCUGCACGAAAUGAAUACCAAAGAGGAAAGAAAUCCUGAAACCCUUAUCGAAGUGUUCCAAAGGCUUCAAGAAAAAUAUUAUGGCCUAUCCUUUGAUGUCGCAUUGUCCAUGCUCUGUUGCUCUGGCUUUCCGUCUGAGGCAGAGGCGAGGCUUUUCCGGAGCAUGGUGCAGUUAGGAAGUAGGGACAUGACAGACGCUCUCAACAACAUGUGCCAAGGCCUAGUCUUGAGAUUCAUUAAAUUCGGUUCACAUGCCGACCUUACUUGCGCAACAGAAAUUGCCUCUGACGUGAUCGAGCAGACGCCAGAAACAGACCCUAGGCUUGGUAGGAUGCUUGUUAACCUAAGCCGGGCACUCGGCUUCUAUCACUACAGUGAGCCUUUCGAAAGUGAGCUCUGGGAUACUUGGUCGGAAGUUGUCGAAAGAGCGAUGCAGGUGACACCAUGCGGUAGCAUUGACCGAGCUAGGGCAUUGCAUGAGCGCGCUGGCUUUGCUAACCUUGACGACACCAAUCAGGCAGUUGAAGAUACCGAGAACGCCCUGGCUCACACCCCCGAUCUGAGCCAGGCAGACAAACAGCUAUUCUGUCAUUCUUUGGCAAUCUGGUUUGGGUACCGAUUCGAAAGGGCGAAGCAGCCCCAAGAAGAUGAUUUACGCAGGGCUGUGGAAUGUGCACAGGAGGCCAUACAUGGCAUGUCAAAGAAGAAUCCAAGAUAUUCCAAUGCCCUUCACACAUUGUCUUACUGGUUGAUGACAGCUGCUUUGAAGUAUCCCGACGAGCCAGGCUAUUUACAUCAGGCAAUUGAGGUGGCUCAAGAGGCAAAGGAACUCCGACUACCAACAGAAUACCGGGGUAAUAUAUGUCUCCGUGAGCUAUCUAAAUGUUUACUCGUUCGCUAUGAGCGUGAAUCCAAGUUAAAAGAUCUCGAAGAUGCUCGUGAGCUCAUAGAGGAGGGCUUGCGAACAACUCCAGAGUCAACGACCUUGUAUCGCGAUUUCACUCGUCUCAGAUGGUCACUGGAGGAUCUUGAAGAGGAGCAAGAGAAAUGGAAUGUAUAG
Molecule: messenger RNA, 3528 nt
Organism: Aspergillus niger
Lineage: Eukaryota; Fungi; Ascomycota; Eurotiomycetes; Eurotiales; Aspergillaceae
Exons: 2
Coding region: 1-3528 (1175 amino acids)
Molecular function (GO): protein binding
Source: RefSeq, a predicted model, not a curated record